AUGCUCAUCAUCAUGGCCACACUUCUCUUCGUUUCCCCUCUCAUUUCCGCCUCAAUCAGGCCCAAAUACCUCUACUUCAUCUUCAACCUCCUCAUCGUUGCCCUUGCCGCCGAAGCCGGCCUCCUUCUCCCUCAUCCCACCUCCUCCUCUGUAGUUUCCCCUGCAUCAAAACCUACUAUCCCCCUCUCCCCUGACACCGCCACCACCAACACUGCCGCGGCGGCGGGCGCCGAUCACAAGUCUCCCGUGCAUGAUGGUGGAGCUUCCAAUCACAAGCUGGUGGAGAAACCCUCAUCUGAAGACGGGAAUGCUUCACUGAAGUGCCGUCCUUCCAUGCCAAGCUUGUUCUUCAUCGCCGGCGAGGAUCAGGCUGAUCAACUAGAUUCGGUUGAGGAUGUUCACCAGGAGUUGAUCGGUAGUGAAGCUGAAGAUGAUGGCGCGGCCGUUGGAGAGUUCAUCAGUGGGCAGGAGCUAUUCGCUAAAGCUGAGACGUUCAUUGGGAACUUCUACAAGCAGUUGAAGAUGCAGAGGGAAGAUUCCUGGAACAGGAUGGCGGCCUCAUGA
Messenger RNA from Linum tenue, 564 nucleotides. The record is from the annotation of a GenBank genome assembly. NCBI's taxonomy places the organism in Eukaryota, Viridiplantae, Streptophyta, Magnoliopsida, Malpighiales, Linaceae.